Molecule: messenger RNA, 2010 nt
Organism: Harmonia axyridis
Lineage: Eukaryota; Metazoa; Arthropoda; Insecta; Coleoptera; Coccinellidae
Gene: Mccc2
Product: probable methylcrotonoyl-CoA carboxylase beta chain, mitochondrial
Exons: 8
Coding region: 300-1958 (552 amino acids)
Biological process (GO): L-leucine catabolic process
Cellular component (GO): methylcrotonoyl-CoA carboxylase complex; mitochondrion
Molecular function (GO): methylcrotonoyl-CoA carboxylase activity
Source: RefSeq, a predicted model, not a curated record
GGAGAAACUUUUGUUUAAUUAAUUCAAUAACAUAUGAAAUAUCAUUAUUUCAGCUUAUUUUCAUUUAAACUGCCCAAUAUCUGUGGUUGAAUUCAUGACGUAAUUGGAUACUGUUAUUUAUUUAUUAUUAUCUACUAUUUACCAAUCUUCGCUUCAAACUUGGUUCAAAGGAGAUAAGCAGCGAUUCACAUCCCAUCAUUACCCACAUAUUUCAGUUCUUGAUAAAUUCAUCUGCUUAUAGAUGUUAAUUCUUAUACCUUAUCUGUUAUCAAUUCCAACAGAAUAUUCUGAACACGAAUAUGUUUCUCAGAAGAUUCCAAAACCAUAUUAUUUCAUCUCAAAUAAGCAAAAAGCUUUCAAAUGCUGCCUCUGUUAUCAAUACUAAGCUUGACACUAAUUCACAACAAUAUAAAGACAAUUCUUGUUAUAUGUUAGAGUUAAUUGAGACUCUUCAUGAAAAAACAACAGAAAUACUCAAAGGAGGUGGAUCAAAGGCACUCAAAAGGCAUAAAUCUUGUGGAAAAUUACUUGUACGAGAAAGGAUAAAUUUACUUCUUGACUCGAAUAGCUCAUUUUUAGAGCUUUCAUCUUUAGCAGCUAAUGGAAUGUAUGAUGGAUCCAUAAAAUCUGCAGGAAUUGUGACAGGAAUAGGAAGAAUUCAUGGAAAUAACUGUAUGAUUGUAGCGAAUGAUGCUACAGUUAAGGGAGGUACCUACUUUCCAAUGACUGUAAAAAAACAUUUGAGAGCUCAAGAAAUUGCAAUCGCCAACAAAUUACCAUGUAUUUAUUUAGUGGAUAGUGGUGGUGCAUUUUUACCACUUCAAUCAGAAGUUUUUCCAGAUAAGGAACAUUUUGGGAGAAUUUUCUUCAACCAAGCUACUAUGUCUUCAAUGGAUAUAGCACAGAUUGCUGUUGUUAUGGGAUCUUGCACUGCAGGAGGUGCUUAUGUACCUGCAAUGGCAGAUGAAUCCGUAAUUGUAAAAAAACAAGGUACAAUAUUUUUAGCAGGUCCACCUUUAGUCAAAUCAUCCACAGGGGAAAUUGUUACUGCUGAAGAAUUGGGAGGUGCAGAUCUCCAUUGCUCAACAUCUGGUGUAACAGAUCAUUAUGCGCUCAAUGAUGAGCAUGCUCUACAGAUCGCCAGAGAUAUAGUGAAAAAUUUGAAUAUAAGUGCAAAAAAUGAGUUUUCUGAUGAUUUUGAAGAUCCAAUAUACGAUAGCGAAGAAUUAUAUGGAAUAAUCGGUAAAGAUUUACAAAAGCCAAUUGAUGUGCGAGAAGUAAUUGCAAGAGUUUUUGAUGGGUCGAAAUUCAAUGAAUUCAAGAAAAAAUAUGGAGAAACGUUAGUAUGCGGUUUCUCACAAUUAUAUGGAAAAACCGUUGGCAUUAUAGGAAAUAAUGGUGUCCUUUUUUCUGAAUCUGCCCUGAAGGGAGCACACUUUGUUCAACUAUGCUCUCAAAGAAAAAUUCCUAUUAUUUUCCUGCAGAAUAUAACAGGAUUUAUGGUGGGGAAACAAGCAGAAACUGGUGGAAUAGCAAAAAAUGGAGCAAAGUUAGUGACUGCUGUUGCAACCAGUAAAGUUCCUAAAAUAACUCUGAUCAUUGGAGGUUCAUUUGGAGCUGGAAAUUAUGGAAUGUGUGGAAGAUCUUAUUCACCGAGGUUUUUGUAUAUGUGGCCUAAUUCAAAAAUAUCUGUUAUGGGAGGACCACAAGCUGCUGGAGUUUUAUCUCAAGUAGCAAAUAAAAACAAGGAUUGGAGCUCUGAGAAAAUAAGUGAAUUUGAAAAACCUAUCAUAGAUGAAUUCGAGAAAGAAAGCAGUGCUUAUUUUAGUUCUGCCAGAUUAUGGGAUGAUGGUGUUAUAGAUCCAAAAGACACAAGGAAAAUUCUUGGUCUCAGUUUGGCUGCUUCUCUCAAUAAUUGUGAUAUAGAAGAAUCAAAACAUGGAAUUUUCAGAAUGUAAAAUAUUACUAGUAUUUUAAUGAAUUUGAAAUUAUUAAAGAAUAUCAAUUUAA